Molecule: messenger RNA, 3495 nt
Organism: Neurospora hispaniola
Lineage: Eukaryota; Fungi; Ascomycota; Sordariomycetes; Sordariales; Sordariaceae
Exons: 2
Coding region: 90-3428 (1112 amino acids)
Biological process (GO): protein deubiquitination
Cellular component (GO): cytoplasm
Molecular function (GO): cysteine-type deubiquitinase activity
Source: RefSeq, a predicted model, not a curated record
CCACGACGCGCCGUAGCAACUCGACUUCAAGGCUUUGCGAUUUGCGCCCCCAGUGCGCCGAAAGACAUCAUCCAUACCAGGGACUGCCCAUGGCUGGAUCUGCGACCAUGGUCAACCAUGCAACACCUGCACAUUCCGUCAACGGGCAGAAUGGCCACACAACAGGAGGUUUGGACGGCACACAAGAUGGUGGACAGAACCGGACAAUCAACGGAGGGGGAGGGGGAGGAGGAGGACAUGGGCCAGGCACCGGAGGAAGCAAACGACCACCAAUGCCGCAUCUUGACGACCUCAAGGCUGUUACAGUCAGCAUAGACCCCGCGACCCCGAUCGACAGUGCUCUCAGGCUCGCCGAAGAAGCACUCCAGCAAGCCAAAGCCUUCCAGUCCUUUGGUAGGAUUGACAUGGCCUUCAAGUCAUACAUCAAGGCCAACAUCAUAGCUCUGGAUAUCAUCCCGAAGAACAAGGACUGGGCGCUGCUGGAUCGAAGCCGACCGAACGUAUAUAUGCGACAUCAACAUCUGCUCCGACAGAUCAAGAGCCUGUUAAGCGACUUCGAUAAGAUCAAAGAGCAGAUCAAACAAGAUAAUGCCCGAACAGGUGUCCAGCCACUACUAGGAAGCCCAAAUCAACAGAAAACGCCCAGUGUCGGAUACGGACAUACGAGAUCACAUUCCAACUUCUCGUCAAAUACCACGAGUCCCGACAGUUCGGUCUAUAGCUCGCCCCGACAAAGUACGUAUGCUUUGCCAGAUCAGUCAUGGCCGUCGCCCGGGAGAUCCAAGCCAGCCGUACACCCCAAACCUCAGGCUCUCCACGGACAUGCGCUUCAACACUCUGGCGGUCCGGCGACAACUCCUACCAACAAUGCAGCUCAGGACCUCGCUCUUCGCUUCGCAAAGCUUCGGGCAUACACCGCCAGUACCCCGAGUCCUGCCAACACAACAACAAUACAGGAUCCUCGAAUUCGGACACAGCCCAUUCCGCAACCCAUAAUGCCAAUAAACCCACCGGCACCGCGUGACCCCCCAAGGUCACAAGUACCGAGUGUUCCUCCUGUUACUGCUCUAGCGGAUUUACCUCGCGUACCAGCUGCUAUCUACAACCCGCCACGAGGUACAGUGUCCAAUGAGGCAGCCGAGCUUCCAUCUAGCGCUCCUCGUGCCAUGUUUACCAGAAAGGGCUCAACGGCAUCAGCCACUGGCAUGAAUAGGAAUGGCAGACCCCGUACGUCCGAUGAAAGUCUUGUUUCUGGACCACCUGUUACAAGUCCAAAGAUAAGACCAAAGCCCGCUAUACCCGAUGGUGAUACUAUCUCGGCCGAGGAGCUUGAGCGCUACAUGAGAGUUGGCGCUAGGGACGUGUCGAUUCUCGUCAUUGACAUCAGAAGUCGUGACGAGUACGAUGAGGGCCAUGUCAUGUCACAGGCAACAAUAUGUGUCGAAAAUGAAGUGCUGAUGCGGCCAGAUAUUUCUGCUAGCGAUAUAGCAGAGAGCAUGGUAUUAGCACCGCAAGCCGAACAGCAGCGUUUUGAGAGACGGCAUGAUUUUGACCUGAUUGUUUUCUACGACCAGCGGUCCAAACGCCUUGUAUCGAGUCCCCAGACACCAGAGGAACGAGCGGUCCUAACUUUUUACAAUGCCCUUACAGCGUAUGACUACGCCGGCGGAUCAAGUUCACAACAGCGACUGAAGUUGCUUAAAGGUGGAAUAGAGGCGUGGACCGACCUAGUUGGCACCGGAGCUUUGCAGACAUCUUCCACAAGUGCCGCUGCGAGAUCACAGCCAAGGCCACCUUUGACCCACAACCUCACAAGUCGUCUACGCAGAAACGUAACGCGGCCAAUACAAGAUCUCGCGGAGGUUCAAAAAUGGGAAGAAAACGUCGACAUUGUUACUCCGGUGAGAAGUACCGAAGACUUUUUGCGGAGAUACCCUUCAGUUUCAACGAUACAGGAGUCCAUGACUUCACCUAUUAACCCUGCUGCCGCUCGGCCAGCGAGCCCAUUACCUCGACAUAUCGUUCACGAACAGAACCUUUACUCUUCGCUACCAUCUCCUCCAACUCGCCCGGCUCCGACCGUCCCACGUAGGAGUUAUAGCGGCCUAGCAGAAACCGACACCAGCACCACGGCAACGUCAACAAGAUCGUCACUUAAAUCGGGAAUUGAAAAAGUUCGCAAGUUUAGGACUGGUCUUGUCAACCCUGGUGUAUUCUGCUUCGCCAACAGCUCUCUGCAAGCCAUGUUCGCCACGCCUGGAUUUGCUCGCGAGUUGUACACGGGUGUUUGGAAGGAUGUGUACAAAGUCCCACUGAAAGCGGAUGAGAAGAACGAAAAUCCUCAGUUACUCACCAAGUAUCUAGCUGGUCUAUUCCACUGGCUGGAUGAGGGAACGCUGAGAUCGUUGGAAGCGAAGCAUCUCAUGGCUUAUAUACACUUUAUUCACUCCAAGAACGCGGAUGGCAGGAAGAAACCAGAAACGGAAAUCUUUGGCGGGCCGGCGCAGCAAGACGCCCAGGAGUUCUACUCCUUUAUCAUUGACAACAUCCAUGACGAAACCAACGUUCACCGAGACCGCAAGCCGCCCAAAGAAGAAAAGCCGUAUACACCCAAGAAUGGGACAGUGAUCCAGAAUGCCAUUGAUUAUUGGCGUGACUACUCAACAGCUAGUGCUUCCAUCAUUGACAAAUACUUUCGGGGCCUAGAAGUCUUCAUCUCCCGCUGCCAGAACGCCGAAUGCCGGCAAGAAAUCCGCAUGUUCCAGCCCUGCGACGUCUGGAUCCUCAACAUCGCCGCCGAGACAGGAGGCGAAGGCCAUGGCUACGGAGUCACGGAUCUUGACCGUCUUCUUGCCAGCCACCAAGCAACCGAACAUUUCCCGGAUCUCAAAUGCGAAACAUGCAACCAACCCGGCAGGACAAGACGGGCCAAGUUUGCUCGACUACCAGACCGUCUUGCCUUUUGUCUCAAUCGGUUCAACUCGUCCUUUGGGCAGUCCCGAAAUUCGUUCUCCUCCAUCCUUUCUGGCGGUGGUUCCAACAAAAUCCACACCAAAGUACGGUUCCCAAUCCGGGACCUCGAUUUGACUAAAUACUGCGCCGAACCGGAUCCGGACAUGGCAACUACGGACGAUGCGCACUACGCCGGCCGCAUGAAGUAUGAUUGCUACGCCGUCACGGUACAUGUGGGACAGGGAAUCAACGGCGGGCAUUACUAUACGUACGUGCAGGAUGAGCAGUCCAAGGACCCGACGGAUUGGUUCAAGUGUAAUGAUGAUUUGGUGGAGAGGGUGAAGAUUGGAAGUGGUGGUCCGGGUCUGAAUGGGAAUGGAAAUGGAAAUGGCGGAAUGCCGGACUUGACGGAGGCGAUGUAUGCAAAUGGGAACACAUCGGCUUAUAUGGUGUAUUAUCGGAGGCAGGGUACUUGAGCGUCUCUUUGGACGGAAGGCGUUGGUUGAGCGAGAUAGAAGGCUUCUCGUCUUUGGUUUUGAACUU